Penicillium cinerascens is the source of this 4842-nucleotide messenger RNA. RefSeq names its product WD40 repeat domain-containing protein. Gene Ontology annotation, molecular function: transcription factor binding. The transcript is spliced from 5 exons. Gene Ontology annotation, cellular component: nucleus. The record is from RefSeq and is a predicted model, not a curated record. Lineage: Eukaryota; Fungi; Ascomycota; Eurotiomycetes; Eurotiales; Aspergillaceae. Gene Ontology annotation, biological process: positive regulation of transcription by RNA polymerase II. The coding region runs from base 1 to 4842 and encodes 1613 amino acids.
AUGGCCGAGUUAACAUGGGAUAGAAGCUUAUUACCGGAAUCGCGACCCUUGAAGACCGUUAGAACCAUGUCGCCGCAACUCCAGACCCGGGAUUCUCGCUUCGAGCCUUGCGCCUCCACGGCCUCGCUGUUUCUAUAUGCACAGGGCUCGACGAUCCUGUGCAUCCACCAUGACACACUAGCUGUGGAGCGUCGGUUCGAUAGUCACCAGGAAGAUAUUGACUUUAUAUCCGUGGAUAAUGUGAGCGAACGCGGGGCGGGGCGAUUGGUCGUGAGCUACGAUGUUGGCCAAACGGCAAUUGUGUGGGAUAUUUUCACAGGCACGGAGAUCGCACGCUUUGCUUCGUUUGAGCUUUUGCGAGUUGCAUCAUGGAUGCGCAAUGGAAAUCUUGCAUUCGGAAACGGCAAAGGCGAAGUGAUUUUAUUCGAGCCUCCCACCUCUGAACACACCUCUGCGCGCACGAUCUUUGAUCCCAUUACAGCACUCGCACCAGCCACAGACUGCCGGACAUAUGCGAUUGGGUAUCAAAAUGGGUCUGUCUUGAUCGCAAAUCUCGUUCCCCAAUUUACCAUCCUCCACACCCUGACCACCUCCCGUGGACCCUCGUCGAUUCUCUCGCUCGCCUGGCAUGCAUCUUCUUCAAAGCAGAAAUCGGACAUGUUGGCAACGCAGGCUUCCAAUGGUGAUUUGAGGGUUUGGAGUGUGGCGAAGCCGCCAGGCAAAGAGUCGCCGCGAGUAAUCCGGGUGUUAAAACGAUCAGAUUCGAAUUCUACGGAUCCCAAGUGGAUGGCAUGGUCAAAAAAUGGAAGAAUCAUUCAAUAUUUGGAAGGUGAAACAUGGUCCUGGGAUGUUCGAACAAAACACGUCACCUACGAGCCGAUUCCCACGAUUGAAGGUGUCCGAGGCAUGGCAAACUACGGUCCUACCGCAACACUUUUCACCAUUGGUCCCCAGAAUACAGUGCAGCAGUACGAUCUGGAUAACCCUGCGAUGGUCGCUAAUGUGCAACACGCUCCAGUCAGCACCCGACCUGUAGUAUCCGAGGACGGCCGAUCACGAGCCAUGUCCCCGCGUCGCCUGCAAGAUCCUCCAAAUAUCAGAGAAAAAGGCAACGGAAGACGAACUCCGCUCGAUGCAAAUGGAAUCGACAGCGUGAAUCAACAGAGAGCGGACCUCAUUAGCCCAGCCUCAUCAAGGAGCCGGACCGAGUCAGUUAGCUCGAAAGCCUCCUCUGGGAGGUACAAGCUGGAUCGCCCAUUUUCACCACCCAGUCGAUCUGGUCAGAGUGCUACUACAUUCUCAUUGACGUCGGCUAGUCGAGAUACUCCGCAACCCUCGGCAUCAUUCCAGUAUGCAUCGUCAGUCUCGAUGUCAUCGGUAAAAAGCUCCCGUGCCGGAUCGCGAUUGCGCAAUGAGGUCCACAGGAGUCCUGCCGAGAAGAAUAUUGUUGAUCUUUUCCCUUUUACUCGUGCUCGGUUGAAUGAUGUGCCUUACAAGCAGGCACCGCCUCUUGAUGAGACUCAUUUGACACCUGAAAAUUUGCGGCAGCAAAUGCUGAGCGUUGUUUUUGGCUGGGAAGGAGAUAUUCAAGAUCUGAUUAGAGAUGACCGACACGCAGUCGGAAGCCAAAGUGCCAUUCUUCUGGCACAAUGGCUCGGUGAGACCGAUUCAGACCAGAUGGCCGCCAUGAUAAGCCACGGACCAGUGACAACUGCUGACUGGAUGCUAUUGGCAUUGAGUCAAAUGAGCGGCCAGGCUCAAGCCAAUAAGGUUGGUCAGGCAUUUGUGCAAAAGUUGCUGGAGAUGGGAGAUGUCCACACAUCCGCCUCGAUUCUUCUCGGCCUCGGAGACAGCAACGAUGCCAUUGAGGUUUAUGUGUCUCGCAAUCACUUCAUGGAGGCCAUCCUGAUGACAUGCCUUCUGAUGCCAUCAGACUGGCAACGUCAGUCAUAUCUCGUUCGCCGUUGGGGAGAGUACGUGGUAUCUCAUUCCCAGCAGCAGCUCGCCAUUCGCUGUUUCAUGUGCACUGGCGCUGAGCCCACCGAGCCUUGGACUUCGCCAGCCGCUCAGCAAGCCGCUUCCUUUGCGGAAGUCAUUCGAGGAAAAUCACCACUAGCUUCUCCCGACCCAAUGCAAUCCAGCUCAAGCUUCAUCCCUCCUCCAAAUCGACCGAGGUCAGCAUCGAAUCAACGAGGAGCUGGGAAGACUCCCGCACUCAAGCUUAUCACCUCGUUUGAUUCGGAGCCGAGCCAGCGUUUCCGAUUCCCUGGUCUCAAGAGUGACGAUCGAACACCGACGAAUGCACCGGGUGUUACCCCUAUCGCGGAAUCUGCUGUGGCUGAUUCAGCUUUGUCUCCCGGUGGCUUAGGAUCCUGGAAAUUGAACAAUAUUCAGAGUUUGAGCCAAGCCAUGACUUCUCGAACAAGCACACCAGCCUUUAACCGACGCCGUCUUCCUUCAAUAGGCGAGACUCCAGUUGAUGUGCAUCCACCUGCCUUUUCACGUUCGGGCUCCUACAAUAAAUCUGGUUAUGGAUCAACCUCCGAAAAUGACGAGACGAGUGGUCAUGAGCAGAUUCAAGACGAACAAAGUGGUGAUGGCGGGCUAUUACUGUCUGCUACGCGGUACAACCCGGACGGUGAUUCCCUCAAGCCAAGUCCCCAGACUGCUGUUCAAGCCCCCGACAAAUUUGCAACCAUGAAGGGUCUUCCGUCUCCAGGUCCCAGUCUGAUUGAAGCGCUGAGAGAACACUCCGAUAUUCGAAACGGCUCGCGGGAUCGCAAACCAGAUGGACUACAGAUCGAGUUGGUGCAAGCGGAAGAAUCCCAGUCAGACGAUCGGGAUCAAUCAGACUUGCUCCCUAGUGCAAAAAGUUUUAAUUCGACUCUGAACAGCUGCAAUUCGGCAAAGAGUCCCAGUGUUAGCGGCCGCAGUAUCGACCAGUACAUCAGCAGCCUAGAAGAGGCAAACUACCAUGUGAAGAAGUACCGGAGUCAUCGCAGCCAUGGUCGUGAAAGAAGAAACACAGAUGAAACGGCCAGCCAGAGUUCGCGCAUUCAUCACUCUCGUGACCCAUCGCAGGAAACUCGCGGUAGGAAUGAGCGCCGAUACAUUCAGCCUGCGAAGCGGUCCCCUUCCUCGCCUGUGCCCAUGUCUCCUGAAGAAUUGGCUCGAUACCACAUCGGAGAACCAGACAGACCGGAAGAAUCUAGGAAGUCGCAGUCGCGUGCCAGAAGCAGCAGCAAGGUGAAAAAAGCGGGUUCACGGAGCCGUCAAAACUCUGCCAGUCGAAAUGCAGCGAACCACAAGGGCGGAGACAAACGUGAUCCUUCUUCUCGUGGUCGUAGCGUGGACCGUCACAGCUCUGCUGUCCGAUCCCCAUCGUCGCCACUGCCAAUGUCUCUACCAAACCCGGAUGCAUCUCAACAGGAGAAUGUGGAUGAUCCAUUGAGGAUCGUCGCUGGGAACCGGGAACGUCUACGCUCUCGUCACAGAAGCGCUAGCCGUCGUCGAGGAACAAGCUCGAGACGGGAACCAUCUACAGAGUCCAGACACAAAGCUUCUUACAGUCAGCCUGGGAUCCACCAGAUGCCUGAACCACAGACUCCUGCCGAAUCUCAGGGUCUGGAGCUUCUCAGUGCCAAAACGUUUGGACAACGCGAUGAUUUCGCCCAUGUAAUGGGCCAACACAAGUCUGAUUCAAACGAUGAGGCUCAGGAUCUGGUAUCUCCGACGACACCGUUCGUCAGUUUGGCCGAGAGGAAGAGACGAGAGCUGGCAGCAGCUGAACUCGAAGCCCGUCGACUUUCUCUUGCGCGGAAUCCUUCUGCGCCUAACAUCCCAUUUCCGGGAGAGUUGCAAUCUGCUCGAAGCCCAGUGGAAAGCCCGCCUCCAUUCCACGGCAACACAUACUUCCCUCGAGUCCCAUCCCGAAACAAGAUCCCUCCAAGCAAGAACUCGCCAGAGUAUCAGAGCAGCUCUGAUUCCAGCUCGUCUCGCUCCGGCAUGCCUGUUGGACUUCCUGCAACACCGAGAGCCAUGCGGCAUCCCAAGUACGGGGGCGGCUACGAAGAAGAACGGCCUCCUUCUGUCCCUGCCCUUCCCACGGACAACUUUGGAGGCCUCCUCUUAACAGAUACCCGAUACCAAGGCGAAGCCGAACGAAUCGGCCGUUCCAUGUCCGUCCCAAUGCCCCAAGACCAAAUCCGCAAUGCCGCCCAAGUACCCUCGGACAUCCCAAUGCACCCACGCUUCAAUCCAAACCUCCCACGAAGCCGCUCCAGCAGCCGCAGCCGGAUGGGCCACCGACGCACCAGCUCCGGCGGCUACGCCUCGGGCACCUCACCCCACGUCACUGUUAGCAUUGAAGAAACAAUUGAAAACGCAUUGCAACGACCCUCAGUACCCCAAGUCGAGUUGAUCCCUCCACCACCUCCACCACCCCCAAUCCUCCCCGAGCUUCAGCACCUCAAGAACACACCCCCACCGCCACCCCCAGCACCCUUCCACGAAGCCGUGUCACCACGUGAGUCAUCCGCUACUAUUGACAUUGCAAUCGACAACAACGAAAUGGGCCAUCUUCUCCCUCGCGCUAUGACCGCCGCUCCGGCGCUAAGCAGCACCGAGAAUCGCCAGUUCGUUGGCAGACGCAUGUCAUUCGACCAUCGUCGGAACAGAAGCUCGAACGAGAGUUUCACGAACAAGUUGCGCAGCUUGACACGCAUGCGAAGUAAUAGCCGCAGUGUGGAACCGUGGACAAGCCAUCAUGAGACUGAGAUGCCGUAUGAGAAUGUUCAUUCGCAUGGGCAUACUUAUGUCAAGGGCGAUCUGACGAGCUUCUGA